Messenger RNA from Penicillium diatomitis, 1167 nucleotides. RefSeq lists its product as uncharacterized. The record is from RefSeq and is a predicted model, not a curated record. The transcript is spliced from 3 exons. Lineage: Eukaryota; Fungi; Ascomycota; Eurotiomycetes; Eurotiales; Aspergillaceae. The coding region runs from base 1 to 1167 and encodes 388 amino acids.
AUGGAGGCUACUGAUAAACCCGACAACACGCAAACCUUGCUGAUCGUUGACCGACCCAUCGAUAGGUUAAUGAACAGCGAGGAGCUGUUAAAAGCUCAGAGAUACCCUCUGAGUUUUUUUCACCAGCAGAAUCGAGAAGCUGUCAGCCAGUUCUGUGGCUCCUCUGUUUAUCAAUCCCUGCAACGACAUGACCUCCAAAAGGCCAAGGCGCGACUUCUGCAGUUUAGGGUUAGUGUCGCGAGGUUGAGGCUCGCAGGUGCCAAGGAGCCUCGACGCCGUAUCGUUGACCAAAUCCGCUAUGCCCGUUCGCGCGGUGCCAACCACGCGACGAUAUCAAUCAUGUCUCCUAAACGGCCACCCAUCUUUGGAGUCUUCCUACUCUUGAUACAAACGCCAUCCAGCGUUGCCUUCAGAACGUGCUAUGCUCCAGAUGGCACAGUCGCAGACUCGCGCUUCCUACCAUGUGUUGGCUUCGAUGGCAUUGAGUCCAUGUGUUGUCGAAUGAACAGCACCAACCCUGAUAUGUGUCAAAGUAAUGGACUUUGCUAUUGGCCAGACCGGAACACCUAUUAUCGAAACUAUUGCACAGACGAGACCUGGAAAAGUUCUAAUUGUCUCCCCAAAGACCUGUGUGAUAGCUCUAAUGGCGGCGACUCCAGUGUCGGCUCUCAAAUCAUCCUGUGUCCCAGUGACUCGGGCACCAAGUACUGCUGCGGAACAUCCACCAGCUGCUGCGAUAAGGCAUUUACCCUCAAACCCAGUCUCAUCAAUCUCGGCACAACAGUGACCGCGACUGAGACCAAGACCAUGGCCGCUACUGCUGGUGCUGCGACCACAGCUACAGAUGCAGCAUCUAGUGAGACAGCCGCUUCAUCGCCAUUGUCUUCCUCUCCUUCCUCUUCCACCACCUCCUCUUCCUCUUCUUCAUCGCCAUCAUCAAACAAAAUUGCCAUUGGGGUUGGUGUGGGUGUUCCUUUGGGCAUUUUGGCAUUUGCAAUGCUCGGAGCGGGAUACUGGUGGGGCCGGCGAAAGGGCCGAACAGAACAGAGCGCCCAGGAUCUCAAGGGACCACAGGUGAUAUAUCGUGAAGCUGAUUCCCAUCCUGUUCAUGAGCUCGGAUCCACGGGCCGGUCAGAGCUGUCAGUCUACAAGAAUCCAACCCAGUAG